AUGGGACAUUGCUCCCUUAAUCAAUGGGCUUUAGACUUCGAGGGCGGUGCCGCUCGGAUUAUUGAGAGUAUUCAAAAAGCUAAAGCUGCAUGUGCUGCUCUCAGAGUUGGUCCAGAGCUUGAAAUUACCGGUGAUAUGAAGUUCUUGAUGGGGUUCCUCGAAGAAGACACAAUCCUGCAUUCGUGGGAGAUGCUAGUUAGUAUCAUUGAUCACCCAGAUUGCCAGGACAUUGUAGUGGAUGUGGGUAUGCCCGUUCGUCACCGCAACGCGCGCUACAACUGCCGCGUUAUCUUCUACAACCGCAAGAUCAUACUUAUCCGGCCCAAAAUGUGGCUCACCAACGAUGGAAACUACAGAGAGCACAGGCACUUCAUACCUUGGCAGCACCCUCAAGAGGUCGAGGAUUACUACCUGAAAGAAACUGUUGGAAGCAUCACCGGUCAAUACAAAGUUCCCUUUGGGGAUGCAGUCAUCAGCACGAGAGAUACCUGCCUUGGCUUGGAAACUUGCGAGGAGCUUUUCACUCCCAAUGUCUUCAUAUCCCAUAUGACUUGGCUGAGUGUUGGGAUUUACCUCUAUGCCAAUCAGCAAGGAUGCGAUGGCGAUCGCUUCGCAAGGAAAUCCUUAAACGAUGUGGAAGUUGUCACCGCAACUGUCGACAUUGAAGAGGUCCGCACAUAUCGCUCAAGCAUAAGCAGAGGAAUGCAAGCGAGCAAGCAGUCACUACUUGUACGUCUUGAUCUGGAUGUUCGGGUUUCUCGCCGUGGAGAAGAGACAGAUCCCAGUCUCACCGUCUCGCAACCUAUCAAGCCCCGUUUUCACACUCCAGAAGAGGAUAUUGCACUCGGACCCGCUUGCUGGUUUUGGGAUUAUCUACGAAGAUGCGGUGCUGCAGGGUUCUUUAUUCCUCUGAGCGGGGGUAUUGAUAGCUGUGCUACAUCAGUUAUUGUCCAUUCAAUGUGCCGCGAGGCUCUCAGGGCCGUCGGAGAGGAUAAUGAGCAAGUUAUCAAAGAUGUUCGUCGGCUUUCUGCGGGUCUAAACCCUAUCGGAUAUAUCAGCAAGGUUGAUCUCAAAAAGUUCAUCAAGUGGGCAGGUCAUAGUUUUGAGCUCCCGGUUCUAGAAGAGUUUUUGCAUGCGACACCAACAGCUGAGCUGGAGCCUCGUACCGCGACUUAUGUGCAAUCCGACGAGGCAGAUAUGGGUCUCACUUAUGCGGAGCUCGGUACAUCCGCCUAUCUCCGAAAGGUGGCCAAGCUAGGUCCAUGGUCGAACGAGAAGCUAAUGCAUCUUUGGGGAAAUGAAUACAAACCACGCGAGGUCUACGAAAAGACACGCCAUUUCUUCUACAACUACGCCAUCAAUCGGCAUAAGAUGACCGUCUUGACGCCUAGUUAUCAUGCAGAACAGUAUCAUGACCUCCGCCAAUUUCUAUAUCCUUCUUUUACAUGGGCAUAUAAGAUGGAAGAUAGUGUCAAGUUCUGGGAGUCUAGGGGAUGGACUACACGCAAGACCCAGAAGAAGAGUGUCAAGGCAGACUGA
This is a messenger RNA of Penicillium angulare, 1539 nucleotides long. RefSeq names its product glutamine-dependent NAD(+) synthetase. Gene Ontology annotation, molecular function: NAD+ synthase (glutamine-hydrolyzing) activity; glutaminase activity; ATP binding. The transcript has 12 exons. Gene Ontology annotation, cellular component: cytoplasm. The coding region runs from base 1 to 1539 and encodes 512 amino acids. Lineage: Eukaryota; Fungi; Ascomycota; Eurotiomycetes; Eurotiales; Aspergillaceae. The record is from RefSeq and is a predicted model, not a curated record. Gene Ontology annotation, biological process: NAD+ biosynthetic process.